AAGUAAUCAUGCACGACCUCCUCUUUUGCAGCUCCACGUUGACUUCGUCCACGCACAUGGUCCACUCUCCACUGAAAACAGAUUUGUAGCAGGGGGAAAUGAAGAUGAGAUUUCGAUAAAACUCCAGGCUUGAGGUGAACAGACCUCGACAUACUCCUCAUCUCUGCACUACAUCUCCCUGGAUCCCUGCCUUCUGAGUUCCUCUCACCUGUACCCUACCCAAGAUCAUCAUGGGGGACUCUGACUCCACCAGCUCCAUGCGUCUGAAGCAGGAGAUCUCCCUGCUGCACGGCGUCUGCCUCAUCGUGGGGAACAUGAUUGGCUCGGGCAUCUUUGUGUCCCCCAUCGGUGUUCUACAGUACACAGGAUCUUAUGGUCUGUCGCUGGUGGUUUGGGUUAUUGGAGGGAUCUUCUCUGUGUUUGGUGCCUUGUGCUACGCUGAGUUGGGCACCACCAUCCGCAAGUCAGGAGCCAGUUAUGCCUACAUCCUGGAGUCCUUUGGUGGCUUCCUGGCCUUUAUUCGUCUGUGGACAUCCCUUAUGAUCGUGGAACCAGCCUGCCAGGCGGUCAUCGCACUCACUUUUUCUAAUUACUUAGUAAAACCCUUUUUCCCAACCUGCCCAGCACCAAAUGAAGCAGUACGGCUCAUUGCAGCUCUCAUUAUAGGUCUUCUGACCUUUGUGAAUUGUAUGAAGGUGAAGUGGGGAGCUAUUCUUCAGGUCAUCUCUACUGUGGCUAAAGUCUUGGCUCUCAUAGUCAUCAUUAUUGCUGGAAUGAUCGUGUUGGCCCAAGGGAAGACAAACAACUUCAGGGAUUCUUUUGAGAACUCUAAACUGAAUGCAGGAGACAUGGCUCUGGCUCUUUAUGCUGCUCUUUAUUCAUACUCCGGCUGGGACACACUGAACUUCAUCACAGAAGAGAUCAAAAACCCAGAGAGGAACCUGCCGCUGUCAAUAGCAAUAUCCAUGCCCAUUGUCACCGUUAUCUACAUCCUGACCAAUGUUGCCUAUUACGCCGUGUUGGACAUGAAUACAGUGCUGCAGAGUGAAGCCGUGGCUGUGACGUUUGCUGACUAUGUACUGGGUUAUGCAAGCUGGCUCAUCCCACUAUCUGUGGCCAUCUCCUGUUAUGGAGGUUUAAACUCCUCCAUCAUAGCCGCCUCCAGGUUGUUCUUUGUUGGGUCACGUGAGGGUCAUUUACCCAACGUUCUCUGCAUGAUUCAUGUUAAGCGCUACACACCGAUCCCAGCCCUGCUCUUUAACGGUGGCAUGUCUCUCAUAUUUCUGUGUGUGAAAGAUGUGUUCCAGCUCAUUAAUUACUUCAGUUUUAAUUACUGGCUAUUCAUUGGCCUUUCCAUUGGCAGUCAAAUCUACCUGCGAAUUAAAGCACCUGAUCUGCCACGUCCAGUUAAGCUGAGUCUGUUCUUCCCUAUAGUGUACUGCCUAUGCAGUGUGUUUCUGGUGGUUGUACCGCUCUACAGUGACACCAUAAACUCUCUGGUGGGAAUCACGGUCGCACUCUCCGGUGCUCCUGUUUAUUACAUAUGUGUGCACCUCCCGUCCAGUGCCAGACCCGCCUUUCUUGGACACAUGCUCGAUACAAUAUCGUUGCACACACAGAAGCUGUGUUUUUGCUGCGUUGCAGAACCUGGUUUGGACCUGGACAAUCUGCCUGAGCUGGACAAAAAGAAAUAAACUCCGUCUCCAUAGGAAGCUAAAUCAAGGAAGCUGGAUUACAAAGGCUUCUUUGAGAAUAAGGCAGAACCUCACGUAUACACUUUCCAGUCCAAGUGCGCAUGAAAUGGAUAAAUGAAUAUACAAGGAGAUUAUUCGGAUUUAAACAUGUAGCAGACAGAGUAAACAACUGAAACCAGUGGUAUUAUAGUUUUGGAUUUUUAUUUUUUCAUGUGGUGAAUAUGGGAAAAGUGACACUUAAGGGCACUUAAGCCCAUAUGUAUUUCCUUAAAUGAUUAUAAAUCUUUUCCAAACUAAUCUUUGGGGGAGUAAACAAUUAAACUUUUCAAAUAACUUACUAACACUCUUGCCAUCCCAGAUGUGAAUGACUUUCUUUCUUCUGCUGAACACAGAAUUAUGAUUUUUAGGAGAAUAUUUCAGCUCUUUAGGUCUAUUCAAAGCAUGUCAAUAGGGGACAAAACUUUGAAGCUCCAAAAAGCACAGAAAGGUGGCAUAAAAGUAAUGCACACUACACCAGUGGUUACAGUAAAUCCAUGUCUUUAGAAGUGAUAUAAUAGAUGUGGGUGAGAAACAGAUCAAUAUUUAAGUCCUUUUUACUGUAAAUCUUGACAUCAGCGGUCUCCUUGGCAAUCAGGAUUUCAAGCUCGUUUAUAUUUCCCAGCACCAUCUAGCACUCCGCAAACUCUACUAGUAAGUGUAAUUGAGCUUGAAAUCAUGAUCGUUCCUGUUGACAAUUGCAAGAUGUACAGUGGAAAAAGUAGUUACAUUUUUGUCUGUUCUCACCAAAACAGAUUAUAUUACUUCAGAAGACAUGGAUUAAACCACGUAUGGAUUACUUUUAUCCUUCCUUUAUGUCCUUUUUGGAGCAUCAGAGUUUUGGACCCUGUGGAGUGGACCUAAAGAUCGGAAGUAUUCUUCUAAAAAUCUUCAUUUGUGUUCUGCAGAAGAAAGAAAGUCACACAUCUGGGAUGGCAUGAGGGUGAGUAAAUGAUAAGAGAGAUUUAAUUUCUGGGUCAACAAUCCCUUUAUCUUUUUGAGGUUUAAAAGUGAUGAUUUUACUUUGUGGUGUGGGGCAGAGCUCAUUUUAUGACCACUGGUGGGAAAAGCAAUGUAAAGAAAAUGAAGGAAAUGUGAGGUAAAUUGUGUUAUGGUUUUAAAAACAAUAAAAGUUAACUUAAUGUUAUGAUGUGAAACUGUAGAAGAAAAUAUAAAUAUGAAUUACAAAUACUUUGCAAUAUUUCCUAUUUUUUCAUCUGCCCCAAUUCCAAUACUGCUUUUAAAAAAUUUUGUUUAAAAGAGGGUCUUCAAAGUUUCUACUUCCCAGUAUUGGAAAUGUCUUAAUUUUUGCAUUUGACUAAAAUAGAAGACAUCCUAAGCUUUCUUCAAAGGUAUAAUUAGAUUAUGUGUCAUUUGAAUCAUAAUUCAAUGUGUCAAGAAAAGUAACAUUUCUUGUAGUGUCCCACUUUGACCAUAUUCAGCAUAUGUCAAAAAUUAAAAUGAAUUUGAGAUUUUAUUUAUUUUUAUUUUUUAAGAAAGUUUUGUUGUUUAGUUUCAUUUUUUUUCCAAUAAUCUCAGUUUUAGUUAACGAAAAGGAUUUUAGUUUUCUUUUUAGUUUUUGUUAACUAUAAUAACACUGAACUGAAUACUCAAACAUGCAUACAAACCCCCAUGCCAAUCUGUGGGUCUGGUGGGCAGCAGUGGACCAUUCGAUGCAGUGGACCAAACCGAGACUAAUUCAGCAUUUACAGUAGAUGUAGAUAAAGGCUUUUGGGAAUGUAGGCCUGCUAACUGAAUACUGCAGCUGUAUAGAUGGAAGUGUUCCAUUAACAUCCAAUCGCUGCAAUGAAUUCUGUGUGUUCUUGGAAAGAUGAAGAAUUGGUACUUCAGACUUGAAAUAUAUACAGUCCAAAUUGAACUUUUCCAAAAUAGGGUUAUAAGUUAAAAGUUAUAUAUAUAUCAUUGUUCAAUUUAGUUCCAUUUAGACUGUGGAGCUAAACUUGCCAUUUAAAGCUUUUUUUCUUUGAUUGAACGUGUACUCGUAAGACAGCAAACGUUUUUUUUUUUUUGAACGUUUGCUGUCUUUCUUUGUCAUUUAAUUUAGACUAUGUAAAUGUGAGUAUUUUAAAGAUAGCUUUUAGUUUUAGUGGCGUGUGUACUUGAACAUUAAGUCUUUUUGUUCUGUUCAUUUCAAUUACAUUACAUUUUAUAAUAAUAUAUAUUAAUUAAUAUAAUUUUCCUUGGCCCCCAAAAUCACAUGAAGGUACAAUCUUUAAUUGCAGAAAUGGCACGGGAAGCACUGUAAUAUGGGUAACCCACAGAGGACCUGUAAUGGUUGUAAACGGCAUUUGUUUCUUUUUUCUUUUUUUUUUCAGCAAGGAAUCAAUGUCUUGAACCAGGAAAUCUCAAAGUGGAUGAUGCUUCCUAAAUGGGUUUUAUUUUAUAUAAUGCAUUGUUAUUACGUAUACACUGUAAUAGUUGUAUUGAAUGUAUGCAGGUUAUAUCUUCCAUUCACUUUGCACCUGUCGUGACAUUUUCAGAGCUGUCAUUCGCUAAUGUUGCUUUCAAUACUUGGACUCAAUAAAAUACACCAAAGACAGUAGGAAUGGUAGCUAAUGUGUCUUAACGCUGCUGUAUGCCAGUCCUUUUUUUUUUUUAAUAAAUAGAUUUUCCACUGCAGCACUUGAUUUCAUGUACAGUUCAUUAUUCAGUCAAGCACAGUGACCAAAGCCAUCUUUUAAUCAGACCAGGAUGUGUCUUGCCAUGUGUAUCGUUAAUCAGGUUCAUUGUUUAGUCGCUAGAUUCAGAGAUGUUUUAAAAACAAAUUAUAUAGGUGUUGAUUGACGUUUUGUUUUCUGUUUGGAGAACUAUUCCAUCCAGUUUCCCUUGCAUGGAAGUAAUGUAUUGUUAUUAAAAGUGCCUUAAGCAAAUGUGAAAUGUACUGCAAGAUCAAUAUUUUGUGCAGAAUAAUCAAAUAUUAAUGUCUGUCGAGCAGUGUUGGAAACCUAUGCUUUUAUAAAUGUUCUUCCAUUCCUAUGUGUUUUUAUGUUUAUGAAGCUGUAUGUUACUGUGAUAGUUCAUUGGUUACUUUAUUUAUUUGGCAGUGUACACACAAAAUGACAAUAAACACACUAGUAAGAAAA
This is a messenger RNA of Xyrauchen texanus (razorback sucker), 4834 nucleotides long. RefSeq names its product Y+L amino acid transporter 1-like. Gene Ontology annotation, cellular component: membrane. Lineage: Eukaryota; Metazoa; Chordata; Actinopteri; Cypriniformes; Catostomidae. The transcript is spliced from 10 exons. Gene Ontology annotation, molecular function: L-amino acid transmembrane transporter activity; basic amino acid transmembrane transporter activity. Gene Ontology annotation, biological process: amino acid transmembrane transport. The record is from RefSeq and is a predicted model, not a curated record. The coding region runs from base 231 to 1694 and encodes 487 amino acids.